Molecule: messenger RNA, 1238 nt
Organism: Strongylus vulgaris
Lineage: Eukaryota; Metazoa; Nematoda; Chromadorea; Rhabditida; Strongylidae
Source: the annotation of a GenBank genome assembly
AGUGUCGCCCAACAACUUCUCAACGGUCAAGAUGUUGUACCCGAGUCGUUUCCUUCUGUUACUAUUUAUUUCUCAGAUAUUGUUGGAUUUACCAGAAUUUCUGGCGAAUCCACCCCCAUGCAGGUUGUGGCUUUUCUGAACAAGCUGUAUACCAAGUUCGACAGGAUCAUUCAAAAGUACGAUGUGUAUAAGGUGGAAACGAUUGGCGAUGCAUACAUGGUAGUAUCCGGAGUUCCAAACUUUAAGGAAACCCAGUUCCAUGCGAAGGAGAUUGCUCUCAUGGCCCUACGACUAUUAAGAGCCGUGCGGAAUUUCAAAAUUCCGCAUCGCCCUAGUGAACAGCUUAUGUUACGGAUUGGAAUCCACACUGGAAGCUGCGUUGCUGGUGUUGUGGGCAAAACUAUGCCGAGGUAUUGUUUGUUUGGUGAUACUGUGAACACUGCAAGUCGUAUGGAGAGCAACGGAGAACCACUCAAAAUCCAUUGCUCACAACCCACUCGAGAUGUGUUAUCGGCAAUUCCUGGGUUCAUGCUGGAGGAGCGCGGUACUCUUUCCAUCAAGGGAAAGGGACAGAUGACUACAUACUGGCUAUUAGAUGCUGAAGGUUAUGAGUUUUCGGAUGAUGAUGAGGAGCGCGAAGAGCCAACACUUGCUCCAGAAAUAUUCCCCAGAAAUUCAACCUUUAGAACUAUACGAGGAUCUGGAUUUGGACUCAAUCGCGAAUCAACGGUUUCACUAUCGACGCAGAAAGAUCAGUCAUUUUUGAAGCGAAUUAUAGGCACUGUGAGGCCGUCAACACAGACUAACACCGACUUGCAGUCAAAUGCCUUUUACUCGGCUAUGAAUGGUGGAGUUGUGUCUAUGGGCAACUCGUACAAGGAGCUCCCCAGCGUUCACGAAGAAGAUUCACCGGGAACAACUCUACAAAAUGAUGCAACCAGUCAUAGAACGUUCAGCCGAAGCAUCCGGAGGCCUCCAUUUUCAUCGACGCGAAACUGCUUUCAACCGGCAAGUCGUUCUUCCUUCCCAAAUGAAAAUGAUGUGGUUCUAAGAAAAAGAUCAACAUCUCUUCCCGAUGGAGAGGUGUUGAAUUUGGAUGUAGCUGGUCCAAUCACGGGUGCGAACUCCACUGCUCCUGUAUCUUCCUAUUGCUCACCAUGUCCUCGACGCAAUGCUGCACAUUCAAGGUUUGUAUCGGUUUUACCUUACUUUAUGAUGGUUAAUGAAGCGAAAUAAAU